Molecule: messenger RNA, 1807 nt
Organism: Penaeus vannamei (Pacific white shrimp)
Lineage: Eukaryota; Metazoa; Arthropoda; Malacostraca; Decapoda; Penaeidae
Source: RefSeq, a predicted model, not a curated record
AUGAAAUAUCCCAAUCUAUGAUAUUGGUGAUGAAGUCGACACCCUAAUUACCUUAUAUGAGUUUAAAAUGCAUAAUCAUCAGAUCAUAAUUUGUGGCAAUUCAAACUUUCCUUCGGUCUCGUGUCUAUGUUAGCGUGUUAUUAUUCGCAAUGAUAAUUUGCGCACCGUGACCUCGCUGCGUUAAGUAUGUUUGUGACCCUCUUAAACUCGCUGUUGACGGACCACUUAGGAGGUGCCGGUGUUAUCACGACGCGGUAAUGUCCCUUCCGUGCUCUCAGAUAACCCCGCCCUGUGCCCAGCGUCCCCGUGGAGUCAACUCAACGCAUUUCGGUCGAGGCUUCCACAAGCUAGGUCCUUCCCGUCGUUUUUUUUGCAUCCCGUUGAAUGUAGCGAUGUCGACGCCGGAGAGUAAGGAAGGCAAGUCGAGCGUCUGCGGGAUUAAGGGUAAACUGAAGGAAGGAAAGGCGAGGCUAGAAAGCGCUUGGAGGAACGGGUUCGCGCUCUGGAAGUGUGACAAGGAAAAGCUCCCCAUCGAGGAGGUCUACAGAGUGCCCUUCUUCUUCGCUCGCGUCGUCGGCAUCCACGUCGUCCAGAGGAAUGCCGAAGGAACGUACGCCGUGUCCUACAAAGGGAUCAUCCCGAUGGUCGUGUGCAGCCUCGUUUGUCUGGUCGCCCUGGUGCCGCCCAUCCUCAUGAUCGUCUUCACGGGCCCGCCUUACUGGUUCAUGAUAAUGAUGGUGCCAUACAUAUUUGGCUACCUGUUCUGCAUCAUCGCCUACGUCCAGAUGCUUCUCAAAAGCAAGAAAAUGAUCGCUUACAUGGAGACCUCGCGUUCGAUGAAAAUCAGCACCAAAAUUUCGGUUCCUGUGUUUCUCUUCUGGUUGUUCUUUUACCCGGCAGUGCUGGCAGCAGCUGCCUUGUCCAUGUUCAGCGGGAUAGCAGCGCUGAUUUGCAUUCCGCCCAUCACCGUAGUGUCUUUUAUCCCCGCUACCCUCGACGUGUACAUGGCCUGCUACAUGAUGGCCUUCUACAGGUACCUCAAUGAACUCACGCAGGAAGUGCAAGCGCGGGACGUGUGGGCAGGUGAGGACGUGCAGAAAGUGACCGACUCGUGGAUGUACCUGACCAAGCUGGCUGGCCUUCACAACGAGAUCUUCUCCUUCACACUGCACCUCCGAGUCAUCCUCCUGAUGACGCAGACGAUGUCCUUUCUCUUCUGCGUGUGGGGCAUGGUUCGUUACGACGGCAUGUGCAUCAUGGUCUUCCUCUUCAACGUCGUCCCGCUGUGUGAGGUCAACGCCAGGUUCCUGAGUCUCUGUAAGAUCGGGGAAAGUGUCAUCAAUGCGAGCCACAGACUGAUCAGGGCGAUAACUGAAGCUAUAUACAGGAUCGACCCAGAUCUGCCUGAACAUUUUAGCCUGUCCGCCCUCGCUGCCCGUCUGGAAGCUAGGCCUAUCAGCAUUCAGAACUGGGGGAUGGAGAGCCUCUCCGCGCGCACCUUCGUGUCGCUGUCCAGCGUGGUGGUGACGUACCUCGUGGUGUUGCUUCAGUUCUGCCAAAAGAGCAUCGAGUUCACGAACAUUGCCGAUGGGGUGAUGUUCACUUGGUUCGACAGCUGCUUUUGCGAGAACACGACCUUGAUGAACGCCUCCUUUACAGCGCCGUGGAAUGACAGUUACCUUCUGUCUACAUAUUUGCAUACGGAUAUAUGAGUAUGUAUGGGCGUGAAUAUACGCAUACAGCAGCGUGGAAAGACACUCGGAUACACAUACACAUUUAAGGGUGACUUUGUAAAGAAAAAACACAU